Nilaparvata lugens (brown planthopper) is the source of this 769-nucleotide messenger RNA. It is a transcript of the gene mRpL54, whose product is annotated as 39S ribosomal protein L54, mitochondrial. Gene Ontology annotation, cellular component: mitochondrial large ribosomal subunit. Gene Ontology annotation, molecular function: structural constituent of ribosome. Bases 191 to 631 code for a protein of 146 amino acids. The transcript is spliced from 3 exons. The record is from RefSeq and is a predicted model, not a curated record. Lineage: Eukaryota; Metazoa; Arthropoda; Insecta; Hemiptera; Delphacidae.
AAGAAGUGGUCUGUUUGAUCAAGUUAUCAAGUCACAGCAGACAUCAUUUUUGUAUAUUUUAGGUUAGUUUGUUAUUAAUUUUAUUUUGCAAUUUGCUGAGAACGGAGGUAUAUUUUCUAUAAGAUGAAAUAGAAAUUCUAUUAUAAAUAAGAAUUUAGUUGAUUACUGUAGUGACUUUUCAAGUUUUACUAUGGCAGCACUCAUGAAAUUGUUGGAAAGAAGGUUAUUGAACACAGUAAAUGCUUUGGGACUGUUUCCAAAUCACACGAUUGUUUGCAAUUAUGCUGCUCCAAAUAUUGCUUCAUUGGGUAAAAGCAAAAAGCUGAAAGCUGGUGCAGCUCCAGUAGAAAAGAAGCGUCUUCCGGUGGAAACUGAUAUAAACAAAUUGGUCACCUUCUGUUGUGGUACCAACAUUUUGAAAGAAGGUGGUCAGGAUAUUAAAUUGCAGCCAGACAGCGAAUACCCCGAUUGGUUGUGGCAACUCCAUAUAGGUAAGCCGAAAACCCUGGAUGAAAUGGAUCCAAACACAUUGCAAUAUUGGAGGAAAGUUCGGAAAGGAGGAAUGAAAAGAAGAAAUUUGUUGCUGUCAAAGAGAAAGAAAACUAUUACUUUUGAUAAAGUUUACUCCUAGACCAGUUUUUAAUUAUAACUUUUCCCUUUACGUUGGAAUCAUAGGACUUUUGAAUCAAGAAAAUGUUUGCUAUAUUAAAUGAACAUUUGUAUAUAAUAAUAUUGUGAACUAGAAUAAAAAAGUUGAAUGAUGCUGGAA